Molecule: messenger RNA, 2456 nt
Organism: Hippocampus zosterae (dwarf seahorse)
Lineage: Eukaryota; Metazoa; Chordata; Actinopteri; Syngnathiformes; Syngnathidae
Gene: palm1a
Product: paralemmin 1a
Exons: 3
Coding region: 1462-2016 (184 amino acids)
Biological process (GO): regulation of cell shape
Cellular component (GO): membrane
Source: RefSeq, a predicted model, not a curated record
UUUGGGCUUUGCGUGUUUUUGACGUCACGUGCCGCGCCGUUUCGAUUGGAUUUGCUUGUCCGUGAUCAGAUUUGUCACUCGAAUGGCCGCCGCGUGUUGAGUGUGGCGGCCACACGCGCGUUUCUCUGCAGGGGUGCGCGUCCUCGGCGGAAGCCGUUUCAUCGAUCCGUUCGGACUCCUCCAUCAAUAAGGCUCAGGUUGCACUCAUCGUUCAAACCGAGAGGAGCCCGUUAACGAUCCCUUUUCGGAAUGCCGUCAAGUCGCAAUGGAACGCAGCAGCAGCAGGACGCUUCCCGCGUACGACUCUGAACCGGAGGAUGGUCUCCAAUACAAAAAUGGAUGUGGGCUCGUGCGUCGCAGACCACCCCGCAUUCGCGCCUUCCACUUUUGCCCUCCUUGUGCAAAAAUGACCGUCGCGUGUUGAAACUACAGUCGGCGCGCCAAUGGAAUUUUGCAACUGGGUGGUGACGAAGCUUUUCAUAAUCGGGCGUGCGUGUGUGUGUGUGUCCAUUUUCUAACCCGCUUCAUCCUCACAAGGGUCCCGGCCGCCUUGGGGCACCCUCAAGCGGUUGGCAGCUCAAAAACGAACGGCCAUCGGCGCUCACGAUGACGCGGAGGGACCAUUUCUCUCCAUCAAUGAAGCGUCCGUGCAUGUUUUUGGAAUGUGGAGAAAAGCCGCGCAGGCACGAGGAGAAGGUGCAAACUCCACACAGGGAGGCCUGCGACCUCUGCGCCGUCAGGCCGAUCGGACCAUCCAAAACGAGAAAAUUGUCAUUUUGAACAGUGACUCGCUUGCAAAGCACCGUGGAACUCAAAUGACGAUUUCGCCGUCAACAAAGGCUCUUCCUCUUCUUAGUUUGCAGGUUGUUUCAGUCCGAUGAGAAAAGAACCAAUUCAAGCCCAACUCGCUCUCCUCGAAUGAGGCAAAUAACGUUUGGUGAUAUUUGGCGCCGACUACAGCACAGAAGGCGCAUAGCAAUCAGUGGGCGUCACUCAUUUCAAACUGCCGCGAGAUGCGCCAAUCGAGUGGAGGGCGUGUGCGCUUCCAAGCUGAUUUCUCGGGGUGGGGCGCCCCCCCCCCUGACCUUCGCACGCAUGCCGUGUGUCCCCGGUAACCGUCAAUGUCGGGAUAUGAAAGUGGCGCUACCUUGAGGUCACAAGCAAAAUGUGUGUGCGGCCUUCGAAAGAAGCAAGACACGUCGCGCCACCGGGACACGAGUACGCACGGCAGAAGGCCGAGCGCGAAUACACGCGGAUUCUGAACGACGCGACGCGUUGACGGACGGGCGCUUCUUUUUGUGUAGAGUCAAAAAGGCACGGUGGAGGAGCCCCACUCCCCCCCCAAGACGACGGCGGGGGAACGACGCGCGGCAGCGACCUGACCCGCUGUGACCCCAAGACGUCUCCUUUCCCGUUUUCCUCGCAAAGGUCAGAGUUCAACAGCCAGGCGGGGCGGACAAGAUGAAGCGAGCCGUGUACUCGGUGGAGAUCAAAGUGGAGCGGGACAAGAACACGGGGCAAACGCGCGUCCUGUCCUCGCACACCAAACUUCCCGUCGACUGCUCCCGCGGAGGCGUCAAAGUUUAUGAGGACGAGCAGAAAGUGGUCCACGAGGUCAACGGCCAGGACGGCGUCCAUCUGCUCAGCGCGGCCGAGGUGGACGAGCUCAUCCAAGCGGCCGACCGGGCGGCGACGUCCGCGGAAGAAGCUGCCGAGCCGCCCUCGACCCGGGAAACGACAACGGCGAGCGGGGACGAUUUGGGCGGGCUGCGGGGCAGGGACCGCGAGACGAGCGGCCCCCGGAAGCCGCUCGCCGGCGCGGGGAGCGCGCGGGGCCGCGAAGCGGCCGACGAGACAGAAGCGGAGGGAGCCCGGAUGGCGGCGGGGCCCGAGGCGGCCGCGCCCCCGCCGAACUUCGCCCCCACUCCGCGGACGGAUGAGCGCGAGUCCGCCGGGGCCGCCGCCGAGACCGCGGCCGAGGGGAAAAAAGCCUGCAAGUGCUGCAGCGUAAUGUGAGUCUUGUGGGGGGGCCGCAUGCUUUCCGCCCUUCACGUCCUCAUGCUUCCGCCUGGCUCGGCACCGCAUGUGGGACCUCGCUGUGGCCCAAAUGUGACCUCCAUUUAUAGCUUUGGUCCCAAAAAGGCUGCUCUUUCCCAUCACUUGCAUUCUUUUGGGGUGCCGGCGAAAUGCGGCACGCCUGCGUCAGCACCUUCUGCGAGCGGCUCGUUGGCAUGGGCCUCAGCGCUUCACACACGCACGUCCCCACAAAUCCAAAUGGGCAGCCUCCGAGAUGGAAAUCACAAAAGCCACGUGACAUGUGUUCAUGUCAACAUGUGCCAUCGGAUGUGUACGGCGAAUAUGCUUGUUUUCCGUUUGUGUGGUUUUUCAUUUGGAAGUAUUCAAUUGUGAUCAAUGUGAAUCCUUCACUUCUGUCUCGUCUUAUUGGUCACUUGGGU